Molecule: messenger RNA, 1229 nt
Organism: Drosophila obscura
Lineage: Eukaryota; Metazoa; Arthropoda; Insecta; Diptera; Drosophilidae
Product: dual specificity protein phosphatase 22-like
Exons: 3
Coding region: 52-987 (311 amino acids)
Biological process (GO): protein dephosphorylation
Cellular component (GO): cytosol
Molecular function (GO): protein tyrosine/serine/threonine phosphatase activity
Source: RefSeq, a predicted model, not a curated record
CAAAAUGUAAGCAAUAUACAAUUCAUAACAAACAAAUCACAGAUACAAAAUAUGCCGCCAGAUUUAAGCGUGCAGCAUCUGAAAGAAACAACAAUGACAGCGAGAGUUGUACCAAUUGCUGACCAGAGCAUGAACUGGCAUAUGGGAGAGGUGCUCCGGGGCCUGUAUGUGGGCAGCUGUCACGACUCCAAGGAUCACGCGCAGCUGGAGAGGUUUCAGAUUUCGCACAUCGUCGCCAUACAUGACACUCCCAAACGUCUGUGGCCGGACAAACACUACCUGUGCGUGAUGGCCUCGGACACGCCGGACCAGAACCUCUCCCAGUACUUCUCCGUCUGCAAUGAUUUCAUCCACGCCGCCCGGCUGCGGGAGGGCAACGUGCUCAUCCACUGCCUGGCGGGGAUGUCGCGCUCGGUGACCGUGGCCGUGGCCUACAUCAUGACGGCCACGCACCUCAACUGGAAGGAGGCGUUGAAGGUGGUGCGUGCGGGUCGCGCUGUGGCCAAUCCGAACACCGGCUUCCAGAACCAGCUGCUGGAGUUUGAGCAGUUCAAGCUGUCAGAGGAGCGGCGCCGGCUACGGGAACGAUUCCCGUCCGCGGCCCUGGAGCAGCUGGACCGCCUGAAGGUCGCGACGGCACUGAACAGCCACAAGGAGCCGCUGCAGAACCGGGACAUCUGCGAGGGCAACAGCACAGCAACCGACGCGAAACCUCACCAGGGAGAGGUGCGGACCAGCAUGGCCUACAGCUUGCAGUUUGCGGUGGAAAAACGAAAGCCCGUGUCCCUUGAUCAAACCACAAAAAAACAGCAUAAAAACAUCUCCAAGAUUAGCAAUUGCGGCGAGGAAAUAAUGCCCAAUGUGCGUUACUGCAAAGCGGACGGCAGCACGGGACGCUUCUGCAAUGAGUUCCUGACUGGCAGAAAUGAAGCGUCUGGCUCAGAGAUUACAGGAGCAGGCGACAACGCAGCGCAGGGCAGCAAAUAGACACCUUAGACCUUAGAUUUGUACGAGUACUCUCUCCAGUUGGUUUAUUCAUCCAUUAAGGUAGGGCUAUUGACUAUUCGGUUUAGUUUAAGUUAGCGAUUGAAUUUGUUUAGACAACGACUAGAUUUAUAAUCACUCUCACAAUAUGCUGAUGCUACACAGAUACCACAAUUACACACUGGACGGGGCACAGACCCCCAUGCCACCCCGGGAACAUGCCAACAGGAAUUCGCUGGGGGGCC